CUCUUUUUGGGGAAGGGCUGGGUCCAAAAGGAAAGGAAGGAAGAGCAGCCUUUGCCUUAAGCUGCCAAGAAAGCAGCCUCCUUGCAACAGUUGCAGCCUCCAUUUCCUCCUCCUUUCCUUCCCUUUCUUUCCUAUGGCUGCCACUGGGGUCCUCCCUUUCAUCCGAGGAGUGGAUCUCAGCGGCAAUGACUUCAAGGGCGGUUAUUUCCCGGAGCAUGUCAAGUCUAUGACUAGCUUGCGAUGGCUGAAAUUAAACCGGACCGGUCUUUGCUAUUUGCCAGAGGAAUUGUCUUCCCUCCAGAAGCUGGAGCAUCUGUCGGUCAGCCACAACAGCCUGACCACCCUCCAUGGAGAGCUCUCUGGCCUCCCUUGCUUAAGGGCAAUCGUUGCUCGGGCCAAUUGCUUGAAAAACUCUGGGGUCCCCGAUGAUAUUUUCCAACUCGACGAUCUCUCUGUCUUGGACCUGAGCUACAACCAGCUGACGGAGGUCCCUCGGGAAUUGGAAAACGCCAAGAACAUGCUUGUGCUCAACCUGACGCACAACAGCAUCGACAACAUCCCCAACCAGCUCUUCAUCAACCUGACCGACCUGCUCUACCUGGAUCUGAGCGACAACAAGUUGGAGAGCCUUCCUCCUCAGAUGCGGCGCCUCGUCCACCUCCAGACCUUGAUCCUGAAUAACAACCCUCUCCUCCAUGCCCAGCUCAGGCAACUCCCAGCCAUGGUUGCCUUGCAGACGCUCCACCUCAGGAACACACAGCGCACCCAAAGCAACCUCCCUACAAGUUUGGACAGCUUGACCAACCUCGCAGAUGUGGACCUCUCCUGCAAUGACCUGAGCCGGGUCCCCGAGUGCCUCUACACCUUGGCCAACCUCCGCCGCCUGAACCUGAGCACCAACCAGAUUUCAGAGCUCUCCCUCUGCAUCGACCAGUGGACUCACCUGGAGACCCUCAACUUGUCCAGGAACCUGCUCACCUCCUUACCUUCCGCCAUCUGUAAGCUGACCAAGCUGAAGAAGCUCUACCUGAACACCAACAAGCUGGACUUUGAUGGCAUCCCCUCUGGCAUUGGGAAGCUGGCCAACCUGGAGGAAUUCAUGGCUGCCAACAACAACCUGGAACUCAUUCCGGAAAGUCUGUGCAGAUGUGGGAAGCUGAAGAAGCUGGUGUUGAACAAGAACCGCUUGGUCACCUUGCCGGAAGCCAUCCACUUCCUGACGGACAUCGAGGUCCUGGAUGUCCGAGAGAACCCCAACCUGGUCAUGCCCCCCAAACCCGUGGACAGGACCUCGGAGUGGUACAACAUCGACUUCUCCCUCCAGAACCAGCUGCGGCUGGCGGGUGCCUCUCCUGCCACCGUGGCAGCCGCAGCCGGCGGGAGCAGCCCAAGAGACCCGCUGGCACGGAAGAUGCGCCUGAGGAGGCGCAAGGAUUCGGCGCAGGACGACCAGGCGAAGCAGGUGCUGAAAGGCAUGUCGGACGUUGCUCAAGAGAAGAACAAGAAGAUGGAGGAGAACGGAGACCCGAAAUACACAGACCUGAAGACGCGCCGCUGGGACCAGAGCUUGGAGAAGCCUCCGCUCAACUACUCCGAGUUUUUCACGGAGGACGUGGGGCAACUUCCCGGCAUCACCGUUUGGCAGAUCGAGAACUUCGUCCCCACGAUGGUGGAUGAGACCUUCCAUGGGAAGUUCUAUGAGGCUGACUGCUACAUCGUUCUGAAGACCUUCCUGGAUGACAACGGUUCCUUGAACUGGGAGAUCUACUACUGGAUCGGCCAGGAGUCUUCGCUGGACAAGAAGGCCUGUGCCGCCAUCCAUGCCGUCAACCUGCGCAACUAUCUGGGGGCCGAAUCCCGCUCCAAAAGGGAGGAGAUGGGGGACGAAAGUGAUGAAUUCAGCCAGGUGUUUGAUCACGAAAUCUCCUACAUCGAAGGAGGAACAGCCAGCGGUUUCUACACAGUCGAGGAUGUCCAUUAUGUCACCAGGCUCUAUCGUGUUUAUGGCAAAAAGAACAUCAAGCUGGAACCGGUGCCACUGAAAGGAGCGGCUUUGGACCCACGGUUUGCCUUUCUUCUAGACCACGGCCUCGAGAUCUACGUUUGGAGGGGGAGCCAAGCCACACUGAGUGCCACCACCAAAGCCAGGCUCUUUGCAGAAAAGAUCAACAAGAAUGAGAGGAAGGGGAAAGCGGAAAUCAUACUGUUGACCCAGACUCAGGAGACCCCCGAAUUUUGGGAGGUCCUUGGAGGGCAGCCGGAAGAGAUCAAGACCAACGUCCCAGAUGACUUCAGGCCUCCAAGACCCAAACUCUACAAGGUUGGUUUAGGAUUGGGAUACCUGGAGUUGCCUCAGAUCAACUACCGACUCUCGGUUGAGCACAAGAAAAGACCGAAGGUGGACCUGUUACCAGAGAUGAGACUGCUUCAGAGUCUUCUGGAUACCAAGUCGGUCUACAUCCUGGACUGCUGGUCGGACGUCUUCAUCUGGAUCGGCCGGAAGUCGCCACGCCUGGUGCGGGCAGCCGCACUGAAGCUGGGGCAAGAGCUGUGCAGCAUGCUCCAUCGUCCAAAACAUGCCAUGGUCAUCCGCAACCUGGAGGGCACCGAGUGCCAGGUCUUCAAGUCCAAAUUCAAGAACUGGGACGACGUGCUGAAGGUGGAUUACACCCGCAACGCAGAGUCGGUCCAGCAAACGGAGGGUCUCUCUGGGAAAGUCCAGAAGGAUGCUGAGAAGAAGGAUCAGAUGAAGGCCGACCUGACGGCCCUCUUUCUGCCCCGCCAGCCCCCCAUGCCUCUGACUGAGGCGGAGCAGCUCAUGGAAGAAUGGAACGAAGACCUGGACGGGAUGGAGGGCUUUGUUUUGGAGAAUAAGAAGUUUGCCCGUUUGCCCGAAGAGGAAUUUGGCCAUUUCUACACCCAGGAUUGCUAUGUCUUUCUCUGCCGGUACUGGGUGCCUGUGGAGUGCGAGGAAGACGAAGAGGAAAAGAAGAGCAAGAAGAAAAGGAGCGAUGGGGGUGCUGAAGGAGGAGAAGAAGAGGAGGAGGAAGAGGAGGAGGAAGAAAAGCAGCCGGAGGAAGACUUCCAGUGCGUGGUGUAUUUUUGGCAAGGCAGGGAGGCUUCCAACAUGGGAUGGCUGACCUUCACUUUCAGCCUCCAGAAGAAAUUCGAGAACCUUUUCCCCGGAAAGCUGGAGGUGGUGCGCAUGACCCAGCAGCAGGAGAACCCCAAAUUCCUCUCCCAUUUCAAGCGGAAAUUCAUCAUCCACAAAGGCAAGCGGAAGGCCAAGGAAGACAGCCUCCAGCCCAGCCUUUAUCACAUCCGGACAAACGGAAGCGCCCUUUGCACCCGGUGCAUCCAGAUCAAUACCGACUCCAGCCUUCUCAACUCAGAAUUUUGUUUCAUCUUGAAGGUUCCCUUUGAGAGCAGCGACAACCAAGGCAUCGUCUACACCUGGGUGGGUCGGGCGGCCGACCCGGAUGAAGCCAAACUGGCCGAGGACAUCAUGAACCACAUGUUCGACGACUCCUACAGUAAACAGGUGAUCAAUGAAGGCGAGGAGCCCGAGAACUUCUUUUGGGUCGGCAUUGGGACCCAGAAGCCUUACGAUGGAGACGCCGAAUACAUGAAGUAUUCUCGCCUGUUCAGAUGCUCCAACGAAAAGGGCUAUUUCGCCGUGUCGGAAAAGUGCUCUGACUUCUGCCAGGACGACCUCGCCGACGACGAUAUCAUGUUACUUGACAACGGGCGCGAGGUCUACAUGUGGGUUGGGAGCCAAACAAGCCAAGUGGAGAUCAAACUGAGUCUGAAAGCUUGCCAGGUGUACAUCCAGCACAUGCGCUCCAAGGACCCAAGCCGCCCGAGGAAGCUCCGUCUCGUGCGCAAAGGCAAUGAACCACCAGUCUUCACCCACUGCUUCCACGCUUGGAGUGUCUUCCGGAAACCCCCGGCCUAAAUGGGCGACUGAAUGGUAUCCCCAAAUCUGAUGGACUUGGCAAUCCACUUCAACCCAGGACUGGCUCCCAUGGCCUUUCAAAGGUAGUCUGUUCUUUUUUCAAGCAGCACACAUAGGACAAAAUGUUACUAGAAGAGAUGGAGCUGGAAGAGGUCCCUCCUCAAAGCCCCACGUUCCUGCGCAUCAUUGCCUAAUACUUUGCGCAUAUCCUCACAUUUCCCCCCCUUAGAGCAACGGAACAUAUGUUCUUGGAAUGUUAAAGCUAGGAUUCUCUCACUACUGUUGCAUUAAAGCCAAAGGGCAGAGUUAUUGUUAUUGCUGUUGUUUCACUUCCACUGAGACUUGAGCUAUUUAUAAUAAAAAUGCAAAACAUG
Messenger RNA from Sceloporus undulatus (fence lizard), 4329 nucleotides. It is a transcript of the gene FLII, whose product is annotated as FLII actin remodeling protein. The record is from RefSeq and is a predicted model, not a curated record. Gene Ontology annotation, biological process: myofibril assembly; actin filament severing; barbed-end actin filament capping. Gene Ontology annotation, cellular component: cytoplasm; actin cytoskeleton; nucleus. The transcript is spliced from 30 exons. Lineage: Eukaryota; Metazoa; Chordata; Lepidosauria; Squamata; Phrynosomatidae. Gene Ontology annotation, molecular function: phosphatidylinositol-4,5-bisphosphate binding; actin filament binding. The coding region runs from base 134 to 3955 and encodes 1273 amino acids.